CUUCUCUUCUUCCCAUAGUAGCCAUGUUGCACGGACGAUUGUCAUCAUCAUCAUCAUCAUCAUCAUCAUCACCAUCAUGGCCAGGACUCUCUGCAUUGCUGAUCACCGUCCUACUACGCGUCCCCGUUACAUAUGCAUAUUCGCCGCUCCAGGCCAGACAAGGAGGCCACCUACAAGGGCACGAUUUCCUGCCAGAGUGCGCACGGAAGUGCGUGGAUGACACCAUAUCCCGACAGCCCCGGUUCCAAGGGUGUGACGGCCGACUCGAGUGUCUGUGUGGGGAAAAUCCUGAGCCCUAUCGAGAAUUGCUCUGGUCUUGCAUCGACAACCCGAAAAAUUGCCCUCCGGAAGCCCACAAGAGUACAGAGUCUGCUGUCAUGCACGUGUGCGACGGAGUACUGCCAGUGUCGUUGUCGUCGUCUAAUGCCACGGCGUCUCCGACUUCGAUAGUGCCUGGGUCCACAUCCCCCGCUAGGACCGGUGUCACGCAGUCCGCCACAGAGCACCCAGCAAGGGAGGAGUCCGAGAAUGGUUCGGGGCUGUCCCCCGCCGCGAUCGCGGGAAUAUCCGUUGGCGCGGUGGCGUUGCUAGGGUUGACUGUUGUGGCCUGCUUCCUCUCGACCAUAAUGCGCAAUAGGAGGAAGCACAGAGAACAGGCACACUCCAUGGUCCUCGAGCCAACGUCGCCUCGUGGCCCAGGCGGGGGAUGGAAGGUUCACGGAGUGGACCAUUCUGGGUGGCCCUCCAUAGACUCCGUCGACUCCAACUCGAAUGCUGGCCACUAUUACAACUCCAAGAGUCUACUAACGCCCAUCGUCACGGAUAUCCCGACCGAGAAGAAAGGAGCUCCAGCCAUCAACAUCUCACCGGUGUCGCCCGUAAGCCCGAGCGGCAACAGCUCUGAUGCUGCUGUUGCCGCUCCACCCGCACCAACUAGGGUGGUCGCAUCGAGGAAGAUAAUCGAGAACCACCAUCUCCAGAUCGAUAUGCCUCCACGUUUUGGCCUCACGCCCCCCACUCCUGCAGCGCACGGGAGCGCGGAGGAGCUAGUGUCGCCAGUCUCCCCCGUGUCCGACUUCAACCGUGCGCGGCUAGCGAGGGCCUCCUCAGGCUCGGUAUCGUCGGCAGGCUCCUACCACGAAGCCCUUCCGGGUCAAGCCUUCACAACCGACUCGAGGAGCGUGCGAUCGAUAUCGCCGCCAUCGCUGGAAGGCUCGAACCGUCACACAUGCUCCGCCGCGACAAUGCCCCGCAUCCAACGCGAGCGCACCCCGGAGCCCUCAACCCCCCCACCCCAAUAUGCGCUUGCAAGACCAACGUCAUCGGGCAACACCGACCCGGGGAGAUCCUUGAGAAAACCACCAGCCGCGGCAGCAACGGGCGGUGGAAUGGCCAGGACAGACUCGAUAGCCUGGCGACGGGAAUUGGAAGAGGCGGCAGAGCGCGCCAUGACCAGAGUGGUACGGUCGGAGCAAAGCAUACAGGAGGAGGGCGCGGGCGAACGGCGUCGAAAGAGCAGUAUCCCGGGAUUGGACCUGUUCGCCAGGCGUGCGAGUCGGGAUAGCAGAGGCGACGAAGAGAGCGGUCCCGUGAACAGUGGUGAGACUGGCUCGAGCUUCUGGAAUCGAAGGGGCCGCGUCAGCACACCGCCUCGGAGCCCCGGCUUCUUCAGCCCAGGACGGCGAAGAGAUAGCGGCGCAACCGGAGGGGGGGCGUAAGCGGAGCAGCGCCGAUGUACUGUACAGUAAGGCACCGCUCCUCCAAUCGGGAGGCCACUUUACGAGAGACGUUAUAUGUAGAUGUAAUAAGCGGGUCGUGAUUGGUGGGGGGUUUUUUUGCUCAUCCGAGCGUGUUUCUCUCUCUCGGGGAAUACUGUAUCAUAGCGUAUCAGGCGAAAUUCAGGCUGUCGCGUUUACCGGCGGUGUAAAUAAUAUGAGCUAUUUUUCUCUCUCUCUUU
This is a messenger RNA of Tuber aestivum (summer truffle), 1957 nucleotides long. NCBI's taxonomy places the organism in Eukaryota, Fungi, Ascomycota, Pezizomycetes, Pezizales, Tuberaceae. The record is from the annotation of a GenBank genome assembly.